GUUUUGGAGUCGAGAAAAACCGGUUUUGAAAUCGGUAAAAAACAGUUUUGGAGUCGGCAAAAGCCGGUGUUGAAUCGGGAAAAACUGUUUAUGUAGUCUGAAAAAACCGGUCUCGAGAUCGGCAAAAACCGGUUUUGGAAUCGGCAGAAACCGGUUUUGAAGACAGCAAGAACCGGUUUUGGGGUUGGCAGAAACCACUUUUUUUGUGCACUUUAUAUCAAGAGAGGGGUUGCGGAUGGUGGUUACUCCGCUUCAUCUUUUUAAAAUAUUAAUUUUCCUAACAAAAAUAGCGCAUGGUAAUCGUCCUACUAAUUUCAUUUCCCAUCAGUUUUUCCGAACUUUCAAGAAAGAGAAAGGUAGUGUAAUCAUACAUGACGUAGUAGCUCUGAACAGGUGAUAACGGGCGCGACUUGUUUGGAAAUUUCGAGUACUUACUGAGUUUUCAUCGACCGUGGUUCGAACAACAAUGCAUUUUGGUGAGGUUAACAGCCAACUUUAACGUUAGUAAAAAAGCCCGGAAAAUGGCUGAUAGCGUGGAUCGAUCAACAGUAGGCGAUGUCGCCCAAACGGAUGAAAGUGAGCUGCAAAAUCCCGCUUCACCAACUAUUGAGCAUACUGAUAAGGUCAAACACAAAGUGCGUAUCCAGAAGAAGAAUGGCAGAUAUUAUUUCCAGCAUCCCUAUGCAAGACUGUUUGUGGCAUAUUUUGUGAUUUUCUGUAACUUUUUUGUCUAUGCUGAGGAUCCAGUAUCUCAUAGCAGGGCAAACUGCACCAUUCCUCUUGUUGGGAAUGACUUUGCUUUUGUCACUUACAGGUAUCCCCCAGGAGGAUGGUCUGUCCUGAAAGUGUUCAUGUGGCUUAUAGCCAUUGUGGUUGGAUUGCUGGUGGGGAAAUUGUUUUUCCACAAACUGCUUUUUAACCGAUGGAUGAGGCUGUCGAUGUUCAGGCGUGACAGUGGCUCAUGGAUGGUGAUGUUUUUAACCACAUUGGUGUCUCUGUUUAUCUUCUCCUUCAUCUACAAUGGAUUCUUGAUUGCUGGCGGAGAUAAACUAUCACUGUACCAUGUAACAAGCUACCUGGGGAUACAGAAUGACAGCUUCAUGAAGGCAGCAGGGCUAGGGACAUGGAUGGGUGAUUUUGUGACAGCUUGGAUGGUUACGGACAUGAUGUUGCAGGAUAAGCUGUACCCAGACUGGAACAAACGCUUACGGAAGAUUUGGAAAACGGGUUGGACACGCAUAUAUCUGUUCUGGAUAGUGUUGAUUAUUUGCACUGUCAUUGUCGCUACUGGAAUAAUAACUGAUUUUGUUAAGUGGGAUUCCCUGAAUAGAGACUUUGUUUCCACCAAUGAGCUGUCUAGGGCUUUUCUGGCAUCUUUCAUUCUUGUUAUGGACUUACUGAUUGUCAUGCAGGACUGGGAGUUUCCUCACUUUCAAGGUAAUAUGGAUAUCAAACUCCCCGGAGUAGACACUGCAUCCUUUUACUUCCGUUUGCCGCGCUUCUUGAAGAAGGAAAACUGGCAUGUGCACAUCACUGGAAAAUGGUUCAACUAUGGAAUCAUAAUGCUGGUCAUCAUAUUGGACUUAAACAUGUGGAAAAACCAGAUCUUUUACAGCCCUUUCGUGUUUGGCCAGUACACUAAUCCUGGGGGAUACAUCUACUCCGUCACUGACACGAAGUUUUUGGAAACUGCAAACGAAACCACUCUGUCCUACGCGUGGAGAUCCGAGAACAUCAAUCCGGCCACAAACCAAAGCUUCGCGGCAACUGACCCUCGCAUGAAUUCAAAAUACCUCGACUUUGCGUUGGCGGUAAAGGGGAUUGCGUUCAUCCCUUCUAUUGUCGCAUUCCUGACCUUUGGUUGUCUCAUUUGGCGCUACGGACGAGAGGCGUUUGUUGUGGAAAAAGUCCUUGAAGAUGUGGAUAAAGUUGACGGCGUUGUCAUCGAAGAACUGGAUGUGGAGGAUGCGGAAACGGAUGAAUAUUCUUCCCGCCAAAAGCUAACCGCGUCUACGGAUUCCCGCCAAAAUGGAAUUGCAGAUGGAAGAGGUGUCUCGGAGCUACCAUCUGACCAAGUUGAUGGAACGCCUGUACUUCUGAGUACGCAGCACGUGACGUAUGUAUAGCGUCUGUCAACAGAAGCGUUUUGCCAACAGAAGUUACAAGGCCGAGCAGAGGACUCCGUGCUCUGCAGCUAUUAAUAAAACCACGCAUCCAAAGGUGUCUAUCUCGGUUGUAAAUGAAGCUUACCAGAUUCUAGUUUCCUACCUAAACAUCAUUAUUGACUCGCUGGGUUUCUACAUGUAGUUCUUGACUUCUGUGUGAAUCGCAUGUAGAUGUACAGGACGGUGCAGUAUCGGCGAAACAAAGAUAAACUGAUGUUGACUUUCAGCACUCUUACAUACUACAUGUAAGCAUGCUGAAAGACACACAUAGUGCGGUUUCAAUAGCAUAGCUAGGAUAAACUUUUUGUAAUAUGUAAAAUUGUUUCAGAUACAGUAGAGAUACAUCAUACUGCUUGUAACAGCAUUACUAACUGAAGCAGUAUGGGCGCCAAAGGAGAAUAACCCAUUCAGACCUCAAAGUAAAAAGCGCAUUCCAUCAAAGCGCGGGAAAGUCCAACCUCGAUUCCAGGGGAGUUAACGGAGAGAGAGCCUGGGAUCGAGGUUGGGAAAAGUCAAUCAAGCCACCUGUCUCUGAUUUUGCAUCUGAUUGGCCGAAAAGACGGCAUGUUCGAGCUGAUCGGUUAAACGAAUUUUUUGAAUUAUUCUUGGGUAAAUUAACGAAACCAAUAUUUAAGUACUUUGGCGAGACUUCACGGAGUGUGCUGUACAUGUAUCCGGUUGAACAUCGGGGUAAGAAGAACUUUUUGUAAGUUCCUUUGCCGUGUUGAAUUCAACUAUAUUGACUAUAUUCGUGAAAAAACAACCAAGAGCUGUGUAUCUUUUUGAAGCACGAUUAGAAAAUUAAGCAGUGUUCUUUUAAAAGAAGCGGUUGUGAACGUCAAAAGAACGCUUUUCUGCAAAUUAGUUGUCUGUGUGUGUGUGUGUUGAUUCACCUGUCGGCGUUGAUGUGUGUUCAAAAUUGUGUUAAAUUGCUCUUUUGAGGAGCGUGGAAAGUCAAACUUGAGUUUUUGAGAAGAUCCUCCUAGUCCUUAAGCUUACACGUAACACAUUUAGCAGAAUUCACCUGAUCUGAUUGCAGAAGUAAUUUUAAAAUUAAUUAAUUAAGUUAAGAUUUUUAUUGCAAUCAAUGAUCGGUGUAUUUGUAGACUGUUUUAGACAACAUUUCCGUAGUAAUUUUAAAUGCCGUAAACGCUUUAUUGUUAAGAUGAAAGUUGAGGGCCUUACCUUAUGCAACAUUGGAUAUAAAUAUAUUUUUAGGCCAAUUAUUUAUUACCUUGUGAUGUCAGUAAUAUACCUAUUUAUUGUUGCAUCGCGACUUUUCGUUUAAAUAAGAACGUUUACCGUAGGCUUUUUAGUAGACUUGCUCCAAGUCGCUCAUUUUAAUUUUUUAAUUGGUAUAGUGUGGAAGACAUUGGCUAUCAAUUAAGCUAUUAUCAGUGUAGCAAGUGUAGCAAGUGUAGCAGUAUAUAUGCGAUGUUUGCGGAAUAACUACUGGAAUUUUUAUUGUGGUCAAAUUAGGAGAAGCUUGUUAAUUUUUUUAGGGCUAAAAUUGUAAUUUUUCCGGGCAAGAAUGUGAAAUAAUAAAUAUUUUACGCUUUGUGUCAAGAUUCA
Molecule: messenger RNA, 3737 nt
Organism: Orbicella faveolata
Lineage: Eukaryota; Metazoa; Cnidaria; Anthozoa; Scleractinia; Merulinidae
Product: transmembrane protein 117-like
Biological process (GO): intrinsic apoptotic signaling pathway in response to endoplasmic reticulum stress
Source: RefSeq, a predicted model, not a curated record